Messenger RNA from Phyllostomus discolor (pale spear-nosed bat), 1217 nucleotides. RefSeq names its product aminoacylase 3 (gene ACY3). The transcript has 6 exons. NCBI's taxonomy places the organism in Eukaryota, Metazoa, Chordata, Mammalia, Chiroptera, Phyllostomidae. Bases 109 to 1062 code for a protein of 317 amino acids. The record is from RefSeq and is a predicted model, not a curated record. Gene Ontology annotation, molecular function: aminoacylase activity; hydrolase activity, acting on ester bonds.
ACCCGCCAGCUCGGGCCCGGGAGGCCUUAAGGAGCUCACCGCCACCGCCCCGGCCCAGAGCCCUGCGCCCCGCGUGGGCGCCACCCGGGCCCGCCGCCCCAGCCAGGGAUGUGCUCGCUGCCUGUGCCUCGGGAGCCCCUGCGCCGCGUGGCCGUGGCCGGGGGCACCCACGGCAAUGAGAUGUCGGGCGUCUACCUGGCCCGGCAGUGGCUGCAGGCUCCGGGGGAGCUGCAGAGGCCCAGCUUCUCCGCCACGCCGGUGCUGGCCAACCCUGCAGCCGCGGCCGCCUGCCGCCGCUACGUGGACCGGGACCUCAACCGCACCUUCACCAGCGCCUUCCUCACUGCCAGGCCCCACCCGGAUGACCCGUACGAGGUGACGAGGGCCCGAGAGCUGAAUCAGUUGCUGGGGCCCAAGGCCUCGGGCCAGGCCUUCGACUUCGUCCUCGACCUGCACAACACCACGGCCAACGUGGGCACCUGCCUCGUGCUGGAAGCCGCCAGCAACGUCUUUGCCUUGCACCUGUGCCGCCACCUGCAGCUGCAGAGCCCGGAGCUGCCCUGCCGGGUCUUCCUGUACCAGUUGCCCGGAGAAGAGAGUUACAGCGUCCACUCUGCGGCCAAGAACGGAAUGGGCCUGGAGCUUGGCCCCCAGCCCCAGGGAGUGCUACGGGCUGACCUUUUCACCAGGAUGAGGGCUCUGGUGGCCGCAGCUCUGGACUUCAUCCAGCUCUUCAACCAGGGCACAGCCUUCCCUGCCUUUGAGAUGGAGGUGUACAGAAAAGUGGGCAGUGUGGACUUCCCACGCACCGAGGCCGGGGACCUGGCCGGCACCGUGCAUCCUCAGCUGCAGGACCGAGACUUCGAGCCUCUGCGGCCCGGCGCCCCCAUCUUCCAGCUGUUCAGCGGCGAGGACGCGCUCUAUGAGGGGGAGUCCAUCGUGUACCCCGUGUUCAUCAACGAGGCCGCCUACUAUGAGAAGGGCAUCGCCUUCUUCCAGACCGAGAAGUUCACGGUCUCCGUGCCCGCCCUGCCUGCGCUGGCCCCCGGCCCGGCCCCCUAACCCGGGCCACGCCUGCCCAGCCUCGGCCCUCCCCUCGGAACAGGGAGUCCUGAGGCCCGACCCCCAGCUCAGGGGCCCCCUUCGCCACCGGCUACGUGCCCUGACCCGGGCCCAGCCCCCACCUCCACGCCUUGGUUUCCCAGUCUAUAAAGUAG